CACAAGGCAGAACCUGCUGCUUCAUCCACCCACACAGACAGACUGAUACUUUCUCAUUCAGCACUCACGUCCAUACACUCCUUUACGUGCCAAAACAUGGCUGACAAACCCAACAUGACGGAAAUCACAUCCUUCGAUAAAACUAAACUCAGGAAGACCGAGACCCAAGAAAAGAAUCCUUUGCCAACCAAAGAAACUAUUGAACAGGAAAGACAAGGAGAGUCCACGCCUUGAAGGGUGCUUUUAACUACAGUCCCUCAGAAUGAAGUGAAUGACAGAGAUCAACAAAAGAGACGCUUCAACCACUAACUGACUGCUCAUUUGUUUUAUAGUUUCGUUUGUUUGUACGACAUUUAAAUAAAAAUGUACUAAUGUAUUUCA
Puntigrus tetrazona (Sumatra barb) is the source of this 381-nucleotide messenger RNA. It is a transcript of the gene tmsb, whose product is annotated as thymosin, beta. Gene Ontology annotation, biological process: regulation of cell migration; actin filament organization. The record is from RefSeq and is a predicted model, not a curated record. Gene Ontology annotation, molecular function: actin monomer binding. Lineage: Eukaryota; Metazoa; Chordata; Actinopteri; Cypriniformes; Cyprinidae. The coding region runs from base 97 to 234 and encodes 45 amino acids. The transcript has 3 exons. Gene Ontology annotation, cellular component: cytoplasm.